Messenger RNA from Protopolystoma xenopodis, 288 nucleotides. Lineage: Eukaryota; Metazoa; Platyhelminthes; Monogenea; Polystomatidea; Polystomatidae. The record is from the annotation of a GenBank genome assembly.
AUGAAUGUUUUUCUAAUUUUUUGCCAGCUCAACUCGGUUCGAAGUUGUCUCGAUGAGAUGAAAGCAGGCGGUUUGGCUCGCAAAGCCUAUCCUGCCCAGGUUCUUGGUCUUAUUCUUUCCGAUGUGAUUGGUGACUCGCUUGAGAUCAUUGCCAGUGGUCCAACUGUGAUCAAUUCCCAAUGGCCUGAAGAUCGAAGAAGAGCAGAGGCCAUCAAUGUACUUCGAAAAUAUAACGUUUUAGAGAAGGUGAGUGUUGGCGAGUUUCGGAGAAGUUUACGCUUGGCCUGA